This is a messenger RNA of Chlorocebus sabaeus (green monkey), 6218 nucleotides long. It is a transcript of the gene ZBTB47, whose product is annotated as zinc finger and BTB domain containing 47. Gene Ontology annotation, molecular function: DNA-binding transcription factor activity, RNA polymerase II-specific; protein binding; RNA polymerase II cis-regulatory region sequence-specific DNA binding. Gene Ontology annotation, biological process: regulation of transcription by RNA polymerase II. Gene Ontology annotation, cellular component: nucleus. The record is from RefSeq and is a predicted model, not a curated record. NCBI's taxonomy places the organism in Eukaryota, Metazoa, Chordata, Mammalia, Primates, Cercopithecidae.
GAAGCAUGUAAGCUGCUCUGGCCUGGCCUUAACCUGGGGUUUCUGGGAGCUGGGCCAGCUGUCUGUGCACCCAUGCAGGUGCAGGGUAUCUGCAGCAGCUGCCAGGGGCUUCCAGAUGCCCCAGCUUUGGCCCCUGAGACAUUUUCUCUCUGGCUCUGGGAUAGCCUUGUCCUGAAGCCCUCUGAUUCUGGUGGAGAGUGGGGGUGGGGGAGGAAGCCCUUGCAGUCUUAGGGGACAGACCAUCAGGCUGUUUCAUGGCACCUGCCUAAGACCCUGGUCUCUCCUCCAUUUCUCCUCUGGCACCUAGAACCAAGUCACCCUGAGCCAGCGCCAGAGUUCCUGCCCACUCAUGAGUAGGGCAGCAUACUCAGGAGAUACUGUUGCAGCUGGACAUGGACUUGUAUGUAAACACAAGCGCACAUAUGUGGGGAGGGGUGUGGAAUAUCAGGAUGGGGGCAACAUGAGAGUGACCCAGGAUGGGCAGUAGUCAACUUGGGGUAGGAGUAGGGGAUGCUCACAGAGGCCUCUCCUCUACAAUGGGGUGGCCCAGUCACCAUCCAGACCUUGCCAGGUCUAGUGCCCCGUGGUCCCCACCCUGCUGCCUGCUCAGCCUGGCGGCAUUCCUUUACAGCCUCCUGCCAACAGAGCCAGCCCCCUGCCCCCACGGGUGUCCAUGCCAGAGCAGCAUUCCGCAAGCCUGGCUGCAUCUCCCCAGCAGAGGCUGAGCAGGGGGAGCCACUCAGCAGUGGUCAAGUCACACGGCUAGAGGGGCACAGUGGGGCCUGAGCCUCUGGCCCCUACUCCUCUGGUCCCUCUGUCUCCUGGUCCUGGGCCAGUCACCUUAGAGGACUUGAUCGCUGCAGUUGUAGUCCUGGGUUUUAAAUCUCCUGCCCUGGGUGGCCCUAUGCAGCAUGAGGCCACCAGUUGCUGGUUGAGAAGACAACUGACUCCCCGGCGGCCGAGUUCUCGCUGGUGGAGGAUGUGGCGCUGCACUUUGCCUGCUUGAUGGGCCGCCUGAAUGAGCAGCGCCUCUUCCAGCCUGACCUCUGUGACGUGGACUUGGUGCUGGUGCCCCAGCGCAGCGUCUUUCCAGCACACAAGGGUGUGCUAGCCGCCUACAGCCAGUUCUUCCACUCACUCUUCACCCAAAACAAGCAGCUGCAGCGUGUGGAGCUGUCCCUGGAGGCGCUGGCACCUGGUGGCCUGCAGCAGAUCCUCAACUUCAUCUAUACGUCCAAGCUGCUGGUCAACGCGGCCAACGUCCACGAGGUGCUCAGCGCCGCCUCCUUGCUGCAGAUGGCCGACAUCGCUGCGUCCUGCCAAGAGCUGCUGGACGCCCGCUCUCUAGGCCCACCAGGUCCGGGCACUGUGGCCCUGGCCCAGCCGGCUGCCAGCUGCACUCCAGCUGCACCGCCCUACUACUGUGACAUCAAGCAGGAGGCCGACACCCCAGGCCUGCCUAAGAUCUACGCCCGCGAGGGCCCUGACCCUUACUCGGUGCGUGUUGAGGACGGGGCAGGGACUGCUGGUGGCACCGUGCCUGCCACCAUUGGGCCAGCCCAGCCCUUCUUUAAGGAGGAGAAGGAGGGUGGUGUCGAGGAGGCCGGUGGGCCCCCGGCCGGCUUGUGCAAGCUGGAGGGUGGAGAAGAGUUGGAGGAAGAGCUUGGGGGUUCUGGCACCUACAGCCGCAGGGAGCAGUCCCAGAUCAUCGUGGAGGUGAACCUCAACAACCAGACACUGCACGUGUCCACAGGGCCAGAGGGGAAGCCAGGUGCCGGGCCAAGCCCGGCCACCAUGGUUCUGGGCCGGGAGGACGGGCUGCAGAGACACUCGGACGACGAGGAGGAGGACGAGGAGGAGGAGGAGGAGGAAGAGGAGGAAGAGGAAGGUGGUGGCAGUGGACAGGAGGAGGAGGAGGAGGAGGAAGAGGGUGGCAGUCAGGGAGAAGAGGAAGAGGAGGAGGAGGAAGGGCACAGUGAGCAGGAGGAGGAAGAAGAGGAGGAGGAGGAGGAAGGGCCCAGUGAGCAGGAUCAAGAGAGCUCUGAGGAGGAGGAGGGGGAGGAGGGGGAGGCUGGGGGCAAGCAGGGGCCACGGGGAAGCCGAGGCAGCCAGGCAGACCCCCCUCCCCACAGUCACAUGGCCACACGGUCCCGGGAGAAUGCCCGGCGCCGGAGCACCCCUGAACCUGAGGAAGCUGGGCGGCGGGGUGGGAAACGGCUGAAGCCACCCCCUGGAGUGGCCUCUGCAUCAGCCCGAGGGCCGCCAGCCACUGAUGGGCUGGGGGCCAAGGUGAAGCUGGAGGAGAAGCAGCACCAUCCAUGCCAGAAGUGCCCACGAGUUUUCAACAACCGCUGGUACCUGGAGAAACACAUGAAUGUGACCCACAGCCGCAUGCAGAUCUGCGACCAGUGCGGCAAGCGCUUCCUGCUGGAGAGCGAGCUGCUGCUGCACAGGCAGACAGACUGCGAGCGCAACAUCCAGUGUGUGACGUGCGGCAAAGCUUUCAAGAAGCUUUGGUCCCUCCAUGAGCAUAACAAGAUCGUGCACGGCUACGCUGAGAAGAAGUUCUCAUGCGAGAUCUGUGAGAAGAAGUUCUACACCAUGGCCCACGUGCGUAAGCACAUGGUUGCCCACACCAAGGACAUGCCCUUCACCUGCGAGACCUGUGGAAAGUCCUUCAAGCGCAGCAUGUCCCUCAAGGUGCACUCCCUGCAGCACUCAGGGGAGAAGCCGUUCAGAUGUGAGAACUGCAAUGAGCGCUUCCAGUACAAGUACCAGCUGCGGUCACACAUGAGCAUCCACAUUGGCCACAAGCAGUUCAUGUGCCAGUGGUGCGGCAAGGACUUCAACAUGAAGCAGUACUUCGAUGAGCACAUGAAGACCCACACAGGAGAGAAGCCGUACAUCUGCGAGAUCUGUGGCAAGAGCUUCACCAGCCGACCCAACAUGAAGCGGCACCGGCGCACGCACACGGGCGAGAAACCGUACCCAUGCGACGUGUGUGGCCAGCGCUUCCGCUUCUCCAACAUGCUCAAGGCCCACAAGGAGAAGUGCUUCCGCGUCAGCCACCCCCUGGCCGGCGACGGCACCUCCGCUGCCCCAGGCCUGCCCCCAACCCAGCCCCAGGCGCACGCACUGCCCCUGCUCCCGGGGCUGCCCCAGACCCUGCCGCCCCCGCCCCACCUGCCGCCCCCGCCUCCGCUCUUCCCCACCACUGCCGGCACGGGCGGGAGGAUGAACGCCAACAACUAGCUGCCGAGCUGCACCCGUGCACCCGCUGGGGCCUGGAGCCAGGGCCCACUCCAGGAGGGACCCACUGCCUUUCCGGGGAGCACAGCAGUGCUGGCCUGGGCCCUGCUCCACGUCCAGAAGUGGCUGGAUGUGCCCUGCCUGAGGCCCCGACCAUGAGGGGUGUGUAGGCUGGCGGCCCCCAGAGCUGGUGGAGGGCACCUCACUACCAAGUGCCCCCACUUUCUGUGACUCCUUGAAGCCUUUACUAUUUUUUUUUUUUUUGGAAGUGAAGGAAAAAGAAACUAUUUGCAGCACCUGCCUCCAGGUGAGGGGGGUGCUGGGGGUCUGCAGCAGAAAGAAAGGGGCCUGGGCAGCAGGUGUGGCCAGUCCCUCUGCCAAGGCCUGCACCAGAGGGGUUGGCCAGGUGGAGCCUGGGUCAGCCUCAGCAGCCUAUCCCCAUGUCCCCUAUGCCCCUAAUUUGCUUCCUCAUCUUGGAGGGUUUGGGGAGAAGUUGGUGUGCCACCCCCGCAAACCCUUGAGGAGUUGUAGACCCAGUCUGAGGGUCACAAGCACUGAAGCAGGGCCUGAGACUGGACCCGGGUGAGCGUGGGGAGUGGGGGGUGGCGAGGUGCGAAGACUGCAGACCAGUGCUGCACUGUGUGGAGCAGGGCAGGCAGGGGCUGGACCCCAGGGACUUGCCUUCCCCACUCACUCUGCUGCCAGCAGGCCCAGGGAUCCCUGACCUGCACCAGGUGGCACCAAGGGUCCUGAGUCCCAGAGAUGUCCCCAGAAGCUGCUGUGCCUCACAGCACUGUGAGCCAGACCCUGGGUGGGCAGACAGACUGACUGGCAGCACCAGCUUCGGGGGCAGAGUUCUAGGAUGAGGCUUGGACAGUGUUGGUAGGGUUUCAAGGUGCUAUUAGUGGGGCAGGGGCAGGGUGGCUACUCACAGAGCACCGCAGUUCCUCACCAGCUACUCUGGCCAUAUAUCCCACACCAGAAGGAACAAGUGUGGCGGUGUCCAUCUCUGCUCCCCCAAAGGCCUGCUCUAGGCCUUAUCCUCCCUCUAGACCCUGCCACAACCUGUCCCUGGCUGGCUCCAGCAUCCUCGUCCCUCCUGGGCCUCUGCACCAGUGGGUGGGCCGCCCAUAGCACUGCUGGUAAAGGAGCCUGCAUGUUCAGGCCCCUCGGGGGACUGGGGGGACUGGGGAGGCACAGCGUAGACCCAAUUGCUUGCCCCCAUGAGGCUAGCACUAAUAGGAAACCCUUUUUUGUUGUCAUUUAGUGUCUUUAUUCCUGCCUUUAAUAUGGGGAGGAAGGUUCCAUAAGCUACAUGUUUCCUAGUUAAGCUCUUUCCUAUUGUGUUUAUACAAUUUUGUUUGUUAUACUCUUUGCACCUUAAACCCCCACCACUCCCCGAUACUAUUGCCUUCCCAGCAUGGCUGGAGUGGGAAGAGGCUUUGGCCCCGGGGGAAUGGUUAGGGGGAUUGAACCCCUCUGACCUCCUUGUGAGGCCCAUGGCGCUGGGGCAGGGAGCUGGGGACAUUUUAAUCAUCAAUAAACGAAGCACUUUAUUCUGUACAGAUUUGGGCAGGCCUAAGGUGCCCGAGUGAUCUGAGGAUUUAUAAUCCAAGCCACACCACCCUGGUUGUUCUCUGGGCUUGGAGGGGACAGUGCCAGCAGCUUCCCUGCCCAAUUGAUGUUGGAGCUGUAGACAUACACUCGGGCGCCCCUGCUGUCCUAGGGGAGAGAAGGUUCACCCCUCCCCAAGGAGGAAGGCUUCCGGUCAGGGCCCCCACCCCAAGGCUGGGGACUCCAGGCCCCUGCUUUACUGUAGCUCUUUUUCUUCCUUGCACUCCUUGAUCUUUGGGCUUCCGUGAUGUCCUCAGGGUCCCCCCACCUCCCUCCCCGUUGCUAUUUCUAACCUCUGGUCCCAGUGCCUGGCAGCUCUUUGGAGCUGGCUCACAUUUUCCCAAAAAAAGUUGAUCCCUCCCAGUGGGCUAUAGGCAGGGACCUCCGUGGGUUUCCAGUCCCCAUUACUGGCACCAGGUCUCCCACAGGGGCUGGUGGUGUCAUCACCUGCUGGCCCAACUACAGCCUGCGCGGGCCUGAGUGGCCCUGGCCAGGCUGAGACCUGUCGGGCCAUACUGACAAGCAGAGGUCAGCAACAGUUGUGGGGAUGAAACCCUAUCCCGGGACAUGGGUUUCCUGUUCUUGUACACUUCCCCUCUGGGAUCAGGUGAGGGGUCCAGACAGCUGGCCAGGGACUGGUCAAGACAGUCACGGGAGCUCUAGGUGGGCACAACCAACCCCUCUCCUGGGAGGUCCCUGCCCCACUGGGGAUAGGAGCCUGUGUCCCUGGUGCUAAACACUCUUCACCUGGGCCAUUGUUGGUGGGGGCUCCUUUCCUGCCAGGCCACAAGGCCAGAAGCAAUAAUGGCACCUCAGCAGUUCCAGUAUGGAUAGGGGUUCCUGUUUUACUAGCUUUUACAUCUCCUUUUUAUUUAAAAAAAUAUAUAUGCCCCCAGAUGUCAGAAUGAGGGGACUGGGGCACCAUCCUCACUUCCCAGGGCUGGGGGAAGGGGGCAGGAUCAUCCCCUCCCAAGGAGAUCUGUGGGGGACCCACUGUCCAUCUGGACUUCUCAGCCUGAGUUCUUCUCAGUUUGACUAGAACUCAGGCCUGGAGCCUGGGUCUACCAGGCUCCUUGGGGCUCUCUGGUCUCAGGCCAGCUGGGGAUGGGUGGCUAGAGUGACGAACUCAAGCCCUGUGGCCACAGUUCUGGGAGCCUUCAACCCUGGCUCAUGCUGCUGUAGUCUCCACGGUGCCCUUCACAGAGGGCUUGGUGGUGGCAGAAUGGCCAUGCCCAGGCGUGUGCUGAGACCACUGACAACUGCUCGUGUAUAGGCACCCCACAGCCCCAGAGUGUGGGGCACAGCAGGCAUGCGAGUGAGAAGAGUGAAGGGGAAUAAAGUCAGUACAACUCAUG